AAUAUAUUAAAGGUAUAUAUUUCCAAUGAAUUGUUUUCUAUUAAUUUGUUUUUGUCCUUUCAUUUCAUUGACUUUAUUUUUGGAUCAAACAAACGCAAAAAACAAUGAAUUGGUGCCAAUCAUGGGGACCAUACAAAAGCAAAAUACCGGUCAAUUGAUUGCCUUAUUUAGGUACAGAAGGGGUGCUAAUAAUGAGAGAAAAAACAGGAAUCAGGUGCAGAGGACGGCCGGCAAGAGAUAUAGAAGUUGUGGUUCUGAAGAAGACGGUGAGGAUGAUCAUCAUUCGGGUGAUGAUGACGGCGAUACAACUCACGAACACGUACACGUCCACCACCACAGACAUGUGCAUGUUCAUAAACAUGAACACCAACAUCAACAUAAUGAUCAAGAUCAUGGCCAUUCGUCAUCCACUGUAAAACCACGUAAGAGAAAGAAGAAGUGCAGAAAUUGUGGAAAUGGAUGCGGGGAUGGAGGAAGAGGAGGUGGUGGUGGUUGUAGAGGGGAUA
This is a messenger RNA of Oppiella nova, 506 nucleotides long. NCBI's taxonomy places the organism in Eukaryota, Metazoa, Arthropoda, Arachnida, Sarcoptiformes, Oppiidae. The record is from the annotation of a GenBank genome assembly.